AUGGUGGCUCUGGCGCCAGUGGCGGUGGCCGUGUGUAACAAGCCCAAUUACAAGCCGGUCACGCCCGUGAAUGCCGGGACCGCCAGCGCAGCGGUGAUUGUGGGCGCCAUGGCAGCGCUCAAUGGCGAUGCCGAGCUGGAUGUGGUGGUGGCAGGCGGCGGAGUCGGAGGUCCGUACGCGGUCGAGGCCAUGUUUGCGGCUGCCGAUCUGACGCUGACCAGCGGAGGGACCAUCGGCUCGGUCGCCAAUCUUUCGCUGGCGUUGGUGGCGGCGGACUUGCUAGCGUCGUCAUCGGCGGAUGAUGUUGUGGUGGUGACCGACGCGGGGCAUGCGGUAGUGCUGGAGAAUAGCGAUGGGACCGGCGGCGCCUUUGUGCAGCACGCUAGUCAUGCGGCCGCAGAGGAAGGCCAGACGGAUCUGGUGGGCGUGGCCAGCGGCGAUUUCGUGGGUAACGGUCGCGAGCAGUUGCUGGUGUGCUUCUCGGGGGGAUUGUCAUCAACUAUGACGGUGCUAGUUCCCGACUCUGCGGCAGCAUCUCGGCUUGUCGGCCACGUGGUCGACCCGACUGGCAACCUUGUGCAGGCAUGUGGCGCUGGCGAUGUCAAUGGCGAUGGUAUGACGGACGUAGUGGUCCUGUUGCCAUCCCGCGACAUCCGGGUCUGGCCGUCUAUUGGCGGCGGGGAGUUUGAGGCAAGCAUUUUUCAAGCCGCGGCUCCCUCCUUUGGCGGCUCUGUACAGGUGACUGUGUGCGACUUUGAAGGCGACGGCUUUGCUGACGUCCUGAUCAGCAAGUACAACCAAGCUUCUAUAUUUAGCAACAUUGGCGGCCGCUUGGCAGACACGCGAGUGUCGUCCGUCCACGGCUUGCUCUCGAGUCUAUCCGAGGUGGCUGUUGGCGACAUCAACGCAGACGGAUCGCUGGACGUGCUGAUGGUGACGACAAGCGAAGUGUAUGUGGCGCCCAACUCGGGUCUGGGCUCGUUUGGCCAGGGCGAGCACCUGGUCAUGAGCGUGGCGUCCGGCUUGCUGCUACGUGCCCGGAUUGGACGCGAUGCGACGAGGGUAUAUCUUGCGUCGGGCGCCGCCAUCAAGGCCGUACCGAUCGGGCAGGUCUCAGCCGGCAUCGCGCCGUGGGGAGAGCGAAUUAGCCUCAGUGAUCUGCCGUCGACGUCUGGAUCGGCGGCACCGAUGACUGUGGAGGUGGCCGAUGUGAACAGGGAUGGUAUCAACGACGCCGUGACGGGCAACGCUGCUGGUGUGCAGGUUUAUCUUGGGCGUGGAAGUGCCAGCUUUGUGUUGAGCCAAGUGGUACGGUCCAGCUUUCCCGUUGCUCUGCAGGUCGUUGAUGUGACUGGGGAUGGGUACGCGGACAUCCUUGUCAGGGUCACAUCACUGGUUGAGCUGUAUAUCAACGAUGGCCAAGGUCGGUUCCCAUCUUCGUUCCGCUCGCUUCCCUGCCCAAACGUCCAAGCCAUGUUCAGCUUUGACGUGGACGGCAACGGGAUUAGCGACGUUGUGUGUGUUGCAACGCAGCAGGUUACUUGGUUGGAAUCUCGUCCAGGCUUUGGCCCAGUCACGACGCCUUCUGCGCUGCUCACGUUCCCAUCCACCAUGGGUGCUCAGGGUAUGCGGGCUCGCGACUUGAACGGCGACGGCUGGGCAGAUAUUGUUGGAAGGAGCGCGGGGUCGCUUGUUGUUGCGCUGGCGACUGGGCCGGGCGAGUUUGGGGCACCGACAACGCUGUCUUCCACGUCUGCAUGUGCCCAAGCGAUGGAGGUGCUGCACAUCAACCAACUUGUGGACAACCAUUUAGACAUGAUUUGUGUCAGCUCCAGUGCCACUGAUCUGGUGUACUUUCUGGGUGAUGGAGCUGGAGGCAUGGUGUACGGCGGGAAUAUCGGGACGGCAACGCUGAGCAAGUUCACCAUUCAAUGGUCGCUGGCUGCGGACAUGGAUGGAGACGGGCUGGCUGAUUUUGCAGUUUUGGAUAGGGAUGUUGGGGCGACGGCAUGCAAGCUCUGGCGGGUUCUGUUUGAUGGUCUUGGUGGUUUCACCAUCGACAUGUUAAGUCAUACUUACAUCCACGGCGCUUUCGCCGGCGACGUCACCAACGACGGCAUCAGUGAUAUGAUGCUUGUUCUGGGGCCCACUCCUGCCAACGGCGGGACGAGUGCCACUUACAGCGGCUCGUGGUAUGUGCUUGCUGGCCAGGCAGCAGUCAAGAUGACCAACCCACGACUGGUUACCGUCCCUGUCUCGACAAACCCCAUUUCAAUCGCGCCGACGCUGGGCGGUUUGACGGCGGGGCCGACUUGUUGGGCGGCUGUGGUCGAGAUUUCGGCUGUGGUGCAUGGGUGCACUCGGAUUGGCGGGCAGUACGUCGAGAAGGAGCAAGAGCUGAUCAUCCGCCCGGCGGGCGGAGGUAGCACAGCCACCAUCGACUGUGGCGGCGGCGGCGGCGGCGCGCUGCUGGAGAACUACGGACGGACUGCAGCCGGCGUGGUGACAGCCGGCGAGAGUCGGCUCAUGCUGCGCGAUGUGGUUGUCGCCAACUGCUCUUCGAUGACCUCAAGCGGGGUCCAGAGUCUCUCGGGGCUCGGCGGCGCGAUCUCAGUCCGCGACGCAGCGAUUCUACAGACGCUUGACACUCGCUUGGAGGGCAACACGGCGCGCGUCGCGGGUGGCGCGGUGGCGGUGACUGGCAACACCGCCGAGGCGUGGCUCAUCCGGACGACGCUGACUCGCAAUGUGGCGUCAGGCUCGUUUGAGAUCCAGGGCGGUGGCGGCGCCAUCGCGCUUCUCGGCAUGUCGGGGCAGAUGACGCUGUCCGAGAGUGUAAUGAGCAACAACGUUGCUGUUGCGAGUGGCGGCGGAGCGUUUGCGAUGCCCUCGACGCGCGAGUCGGACGACGACCCGCUGCCACAGAUCGAGAUUGUGGCGUCGACGGUGUCGGGCAAUACGGCCGGCGCCGGCGGGUGCCUGGCGUGUCUCGGAUGUUCGCCAGGCACGAUGGUGCUCGGCAGCGGUGCGGUGGUGACCGAGUGCCGGGCGGCGUUUGGCGGAUGCGUGUCUACGGUUGAUGCUGUGAGCUACGUGAUGCCGGUGGCCGACGCGAGCGUGGCUCGCUCAGCGUCUGCAGGCAUGCUGCGAGGCGUGGCGCUGCCCCCGCCCCCGCCGCCAGGAGCGUACGCAGUGCUGACGUCCAAGACCGGCGCGCAGAUUGGGCGAUGCUCGGCUGACUACGGCGGACUCUCGUUUGCGUGUGGGGCGGGUAUUGAGCUGACCGCGGCGAGCGUGGCAGGCGGCAACGUGGCUGGCGUUGGCGGCGGCCUGCAGUUCACGUGUCCGCUUGAGAGCGGCGCGGCGCCUCCGCUGGCAUCGAGCUACACGUGGUUGGCGCUGCCAGCAAGCGUGGCAGCUGAUCCAGCGAGCGUGGCAAGUGUUGGAGGCAACGGGUAUGGACUGCUUCGCGCCACGCCGCCGGUGCGAAUGGCACAAGAGGUCGCGAGUGGUAGGCUCACUUCUGGAGUGCCGGCGACGGCAGGCGAGUUUGUCAUGUUGGAUGCGCUCGGCAACCGGGUGAAGGACGACUCGAUUGCGGGCAGUGUGGCGGCGGCGAGUGCGAGCUCUGCACUGGUCCAGGGCUUUGAGCUCGGGAUCAAGCCGAGCGUGGCGGGUACACUCUCGGUCCGCGGCAUGGUGGUCUCUGUGGCUACUGCCGCGGUGGCGGCCGGCCCGACACCGGUGACACUCGAGCUCAAGCCGGACGUGUUGUAUGAUGGCGUGACGACGUUGUCGGUGGACAUCGAGGUCGGCAGCUGCCCGAUCGGGUUCGGCGCGCUGGUGAGCGAAGAGGAUGGCAUACUGCGGUGCGGCAAGUGUGGCGAGGGCACGUUCUCGAACGACGAGUCGACCGCGCCGUGCGAUGUUAUUCCGGCGUGCCCGAAGAAUUCGGUUCGUGUGGAUGUGGCGGCCAACUCGACGACAGGAGGGGUGGUAACUGGCGAGGCGCUACCGUGUCUCUGCCUACCCGGUUACUGGCGGCCGGACAAUGUGUCGUUUGCCGAGCCGUGCAUCGAGUGCCCGCCGGGCGGGGUGUGCCGUGGCGGACACGAGGCGCCGAUUGCGGCAAGCGACUUCUUUCCGAUCCGGCCAGGCUCGACCAACUUUGUGCGGUGUCUGCGGCCGGAGGUGUGCGUGGGCAACGGUUUGUGCUCGACUGGCUCGACAGGGUACAUGUGUUCGGCAUGCGCCGAGACAUACUACACCGGGCCGACGGGCGAGUGCCUGGCGUGCCCGGGUGGAAGUGAUUAUGCGUUCUCGGGCGUGGCCUUUGUGCUCUUGUCGGUCUCUGUUCUCAUCGGCGUAGUCAUUGCGCUCAAGAUGAACGCCAACGUGACUGGGCUGCGUGUGCGGAUGCUGCCAGCGACGCUCGCGAUGACGCUUGUGGCCUUCCAGGUUGUGGGCGUGUUUUCGGAGGCUUCGUUUGCGUGGACUCGUGCGUCGCAGCAGGUGCUCUCCGUCUUUGCGUUCUCCAACGUGGACACGACAGUGUUUGCCACCGAGUGCGAAGUCAGGAGCUGGCAUGCGCGGUAUCUGACGACGCUGGGCAUUUUCGCGACGUUUUUGCUCGCACCGACGGUGGUGGUUGUGAUGAUCAAGGCGACGGUGGGCGAUCUGUACGCGCGGUUUGUAACGCUCAACAACAUGAGCUACUCGGCGGCGGUCCAGUCUGUGCUCAACACGCUUGCACCGCUGGUGUACAUUCCUGUUGCGCGCAACGCGCUCAUGCUCUUUGACUGCAUCGAGCUGCCGUCGGGCGACGUGGUGCUUGACGCGGAUCCGGGUGUGGCGUGUUUGGACGCGGCGUGGUGGUCGUCGCUGCCGUUUGGCGUGGCCUUUGUCAUCGUCUUUGUGUUUGGCUUUCCGUUUUUGGGAUGGGUGUGGCUGUAUCUCUCGUCGUACCAGCUGCGAGAGAACUCGACGUACCUCCGGCUGGGGACAUUAUAUCGUCUCUACCGGCUGCCGUACUACUGGGUCGGCAUCGCCGAGCUGUGCCGGCGGCUGAUCCUGGUCAUUGUCACGCUGUUUUUCUCGUCUCUCCCGCUUGGGCAGUUUGCGCUGCUUGUGGUGGUCUUUGUGGGCUCGCUCGGCUUUGUGGCCUCGAACCGGCCGUUUUACUUUCCGCUGUACGAUGAGACCGAGGUGCGCAUUUCUGCAGCGCUCCUCUCGCUGCUUUUUAUGGGCAUGGCGUCUUACGCGGAGCGGUCGACGAGCGGCGGCUCGGAGACGUUUCUUUACGUGGGCACCCUCAUCUGCCUCGGCGUCCUUGUUGCCGUCUGUGCCAACGCUGUCAUCCGCGACAUCAGCCAGAUCUACCGCGAGCGCUCGUCGAGUUCGACGUACACCACUUCGUCUGUGCGGCUUGAUAGGCUGCUGGAGAUGGUGGACAAGGAAGCUGUGGAUACAGACCCAAAGGCGCUCCAGGAUCGCCUCGUGGCGCGGCUGAAGUCGGUGCCCGGAACCAGCAGCGGUGCGUUUGUGCCUGCUGUGCCUGCUGCGGGGCAAGACUCAGGCUCGGGAUUGGGCCUAGCCUCGGUCCACGGGCAUUCGGGAUCUUCAUCAACCUCGUCACUUGGAUCCGAGUACGUGUAGCGAUGCAGCCCAUUUAUGAAAAGAAGAGAAUGAUGGA
Messenger RNA from Thecamonas trahens ATCC 50062, 5692 nucleotides. RefSeq lists its product as uncharacterized. Bases 1 to 5655 code for a protein of 1884 amino acids. The record is from RefSeq and is a predicted model, not a curated record. NCBI's taxonomy places the organism in Eukaryota, Apusomonadida, Apusomonadidae. The transcript has 2 exons.